UUCAAUUCUACUUUUUGUGUGUGUUGCAAAUUAGAUAGAAUUUCAGUUACUUGCGGCUGAUCGUUGGUUCAUGACAUGAACUUGUAAAGUGCGCGGAUGCUUAGAGAAAGCUAAAUUUUACUGAAAGUUCGUGUCGAUUAAUCGCUGUCGUUUUCAAUAUUUGACGGAUCUUAAUAAAAAGAAAAGCUGCAAAUAGAAUUAAUAAAAAUAAAGCAACACAAAAAAAAGAGUCCAGUGAGUUGCUUUAAUAUUGUUAAAAAUAAAGAAGAAAACGAACGAUUUAAAUGUGAAUCAAAAUCAGCUAAAGAAAUCUCAACAUUCCAAAACCGAAAUCAGCAAAACUUAAUUAAGUGAAAAUCAAAGGGGAGACAAAGAAAAAAAUCUCCAAAGUAAAGAAAUUUUCAGAAACAACAACAUUUAGAUGUCAACAAACACAGCGGGAUACAGCAUAAUACAAACAACUACAACCGCCAAGUAAAAAAACACCUCGAAGAAGUCCGCACUUUAAUAAGAACAACAACACAAGGGAAAAUGAGUGGCAGUACAACAACUGCGGAGAAACUAGUUGCAACAACUAUGUCUAAUAUUAAGGAAACUAUGAAAACCUUAAUUACCACCACCACAACUGAGGCAACAAAAGCUGUUUCGGCUGCUAUAGCAGCAUCAACAACAACAACCACUUCAAGCAUAUCGUCAUCAUCAUCAUCAUCACCGCUAUCAUCUGUUACCUCUCCUGCUCAUCAGCAUCAUCAGGAUAACGAUGGCGAGAAAAUCCUUAAUGUAGCAGAUUUAAGCACAUCUAUGCAACAUUUCGGUGUGAUGGACUAUUGUGUCUUCGUUUUGAUGUUAAUCGUCUGUGCCGGCAUCGGUUUCUAUUUUGGUUUCAUUGAAAAGAAGACAAAGAAAACUAAAAAUGUGGAGCAUCGUCGUGGCUCAGAGGCAUUAGAUUACUUGGUGGGUGGUCGUAAGAUGAAAGUGUUUCCAGUAUCGUUGUCUUUGGUAGCCAGUUUCGUUUCGGGCAUCUCCCUGUUGGGCACAUCCACGGAGAUUUAUGUUUAUGGUACUCAAUAUGCUUUCAUCUUAAUAACCUUGGCACUGUCUGGUGUUAUUUCGUGGUAUGUCUUCUUGCCCGUCUUCUGUAAUUUACAAUUGACAUCGACAUAUGAGUAUUUGGAAAUGCGAUUUGAUCGCAGACUACGUCUGUUUGGUUCUGUAAUGUUUUUGGUCGGAGCGAUGUUAUGGUUGCCCAUUUCUAUUUACGUACCCGCUUUAACAUUCAAUCAAGUAACUGGCAUUAAUUUGUACACAAUAAUACCGGUGGUGUGUUUGGUCUGCACCAUUUAUACCUGCAUUGGUGGCAUUAAGGGAGUGAUAUGGACAGAUGUGCUGCAGGGCUUUAUUAUGGUGGGAUCAUUGGCAUUUGUAUCCAUCAAGGGUACCAUUGAUGUAGGUGGUUUGGGUAAUGUUUAUGAGAGAAACAUGGCAAGUGGCAGACUGGUGGCACCAGAAUGGACUUUCGAUCCCACUGUGCGCAUGGGCUUCUUUGCGGUAUUUGUGGGAGGCACUUUAUUAAAACUGCAGGGUACUUGCAUUAAUCAACCAGCUGUGCAGCGUUUUCUGUCUUUGGGCAGCAUGGCAGAUGUCAAGAAAUCUUUGUAUGCCUUUAUCAUAGGCUUGGUGUGUCUAUUGGGUCUUUGUAUAUAUUUGGGUCUGUUGGCGUUUGCUUCGUACUAUGAUUGUGAUCCCAUUUCAACAGGAUUGGUUCGUGCUAAAGAUCAAAUUGUUCCUUUAUAUGUUAUGCAGAUAGCUGGCUCCUAUCCUGGUAUAGCGGGGCUUUUUGUAUCAGGAGUAUUUAGUGCUGCUUUGAGUUCCUUGUCAACUUGUUUGAAUUCCUUGUCGGGUGUUUUAUUAAAGGAUUUUGUGGAGCCUUAUCGCAGCCAACCUUUUACCGAAAGACAAACUGCUAUCUUCCUAAGAGCGGUGGUUUUAUUUUUUGGUGUCUCAGCCAUGGGUUUGGUAAAGAUUGUAGAGAAAUUGGGCAUGGUCAUGCAGUUGUCGGCCACCGUGAACUCGAUUUCUAUAGGACCUAUUUUGGGUAUAUUUACUGUAGGCAUGACCAUGCCUUUUGUCAAGUCAAAGAGUGUUUUAACUGGCUGCACUACCUCGGCCUUAAUCAUGGCCUAUAUAGCAAUACGUUCUCAAUAUGAUAGUGCCACGGGGAUUUUGAAAUUCCCCACUAAACCGGUGUCUAUAGAGGGAUGUACCUAUGAAUUUGACUAUGUAAAUAAAACUAUUUUAGGCACCCCAGAACCCACCACUAGUGGCACACCUUUGCAUCAUGUUUCCUUUUUGUGGUACAGUGCUAUAGGUGCCGUCAUUACCAUUACGGUAUCCUUGUUGUCUACUUUGUAUUUUGGCCGCCAGGAUUCCAGUGAAGUGGAUCCUCAAUUAAUUACUCCUAUAUUGAGAAAAUAUAUGAACAAAUAUAAAUAUAGCAGCGCGGCCCAGAAUAUCAAUGAUAUGCAAAUGGAAUUGGAGAAACCUUUGAAAAAUGGUGCCAAGGGGGAGGAAGAAAAUUUCGAAAAUGAAACGAAGGAGGAUUUAUAAUAGACUUUGUUAAACUAUUUUUAUAUUACUUAUACUAGUUUAUGUAAAUAUAUUUGGUCAAUUCACAAAGUCUCCUAUCAUGUCAUAAUGUCCUAAAAUAAUACUAUUCUGUAUGCUAUGUUUAUUGUGUUCAACCAGCAGAGACCUGCGCCGAAAGCCUAAUAGUCGGUUAAGCCAAGCCGCCGAGUCGUGAAAUAUUAGGACAUUAUGACAAUAUGACUGAUAGGAGACCUUGUGAAUUGACCAAUUGUAUAUUAUACAAUAUGUAAUUGUAUAAUUUUAUAGCGAUUAAUUUAGAAGAAUUUUUUUUUGUGUACAAAUUUA
Calliphora vicina (urban bluebottle blowfly) is the source of this 2931-nucleotide messenger RNA. RefSeq names its product kin of rumpel (gene kumpel). Gene Ontology annotation, biological process: sodium ion transport; transmembrane transport. The record is from RefSeq and is a predicted model, not a curated record. Gene Ontology annotation, cellular component: membrane. Gene Ontology annotation, molecular function: symporter activity. The transcript has 11 exons. Lineage: Eukaryota; Metazoa; Arthropoda; Insecta; Diptera; Calliphoridae. The coding region runs from base 532 to 2607 and encodes 691 amino acids.